AUGGUGGACAAUUCAAGCAGUAGUAAGGCACAAAUGCCCAGCAUGUCUCAAGAGCCUGGUGUGGCCUUUUCUCAGAACACCUCUACAGGGGGGAUGAAGCUGGAGGCAGUGAUGGAGCAGCUCCAGCGCCAACAGCAGGCCCGAUUGGAAAUGGAGCGCAAGGAGAGGAAGCUACGAGAGGCCCACAUCAUGUAUGCUCAGCAGGUUGCUGCCCAGCAGGCCAUCUUGGCAGCUGCCCGGGCCUCUGGGGCCAGCUUCAUGAGCAAAAGCCUGGCUGGAGGUGUCCCUGGUGGUGGGUUGCCUCCCCGGGUUUCCAAUCAGAGCAGUGUGGACUCGGAAAGAGAGGAUGACGAGGACAGAGGCCGGGAUUCCGGGGAUGAGGAUGACGACAAUGAGAUGAUGGAGGGAGAUGAGGGCAGUGAUGAGGAUGAGGGAAGUGCCAGUGGUCUGGAGUUCCUCCGCAAGCAGACCCUUGCUUUGCAGCAGAGCGCCUCCCGCAUCCCGGCCCGUCCAUUUGGCAGUUACUCAGCUUCGGCCCCCCAGAGGGCUGCAUCGCCACCUAUCAGAGUGAAGCAGGAACCUGACGAGGGCCUGUCUCCUGCGGGGCCUCACUCUGCCACCUCUCCUAAUGGACAGGCGGACUGGGGCUUUGAAGAUCACUUCAGACAGAAUGGGAAUGCAGGCUGGGCGGAUGAGGCUGACAGUAGCAGAGGGAGAGGAGAAGCCUCCAGAGACUUUGCUAAGUUGUAUGAGCUGGACAGUGACCCCAAAAGGAAGGAGUUUUUGGAUGACCUCUUCACCUUCAUGCAGAAAAGAGGAACCCCUGUCAAUCGUAUCCCCAUCAUGGCCAAGCAAGUCCUGGAUCUGUACAUGCUGUACAAGCUGGUGACAGAGAAGGGAGGUCUGGUUGAGGUCAUCAACAAGAAGAUCUGGAGAGAAAUCACAAAGGGACUCAACCUGCCUACUUCUAUCACCAGUGCAGCUUUCACCCUGCGCACACAGUACAUGAAAUACCUUUACCCAUAUGAGUGCGAGAGGAAAGGCCUCAGCUCUCCAGGUGAGCUCCAGGCUGCCAUCGACAGUAACCGACGCGAGGGUCGUCGUCCAAGCUACAGCAGCAGCCUCUUCCGCUUCUCUCCUUCUCCCAGCACAGCCCCACACAUCCUCUCACCUCCCAAGAUGCAUCUUUCAGCUCUGGGGGCUGGGACCUCGGGGGCCCUCAAUGGUCUGCAGGCCUCACCAGGACCCUCUCUGAAGAAAGGUAGACCGUAUGACCUGACCCCCUCCAUCAUGGCAGCAAGACCCUCCAUGGCCCUGGCUCUGGGUCAUCAGCAGGUUGCCGGUUUGGCAAGAGCCGCCACGCUGGAGCAGCUGAGGGAAAAGCUGGAGACAGGCGGAGGAGAGGGGCCGGAGAGGAAGAUGGCCCGCCUGGCAGAAGAGCAGCAGCGCCUGAUGCAGCAGGCUUUCCAGCACAACCUGCUGGCUAUGGCUUCUCAAAUGCCUAUGAAUCUGCGCCUGGGAGCCCCCGCCAUCACCACCAGAGAUGAGAAGCAGCAGGACAUGUCUCUGAGCAUCUCAACUAAUGGAAAUGCCAGCAUCACUGUCUCAGUAGAGGUUAAUGGCACAAUCUACUCAGGAACCCUGUUUGCCCACAAGUCUGGUGGGGCCCCGGGGCCUGCUGUGUCGGCUGCCGCUGCUUCAGCUUCCCCCGCUGGAACCAGCACUAGCUUUGGCUUUUCUGUACCCCCGGCUCAGACCCUCAGCCCCACGUCCUCCUCCUCCUCAAAGGGUCCUGGUUCGGCUGAGCCAACCCCCAGUGGGUCACCCUAACUCAAGCUGCCCUUUGUACCUCCUCCCCAGGCCUCUCUUCCACCGGGAGACCCCGCAUGAAUAUACAGUACAAUGAGAAACCGAUAAGAAUAACAAACUGUUGCACAACAAAUACCUCAUCAACCCUGUCAACCUCUUGGCUGUCCAAUCAUGAACACAGAGCCUGAGAAUAUUGUAUGACAUCACGUGCCCAAACGCACAGCUAUGCAUUUUAUUCAACACACACACACACACACACACACACACACACUCACUACACGACAAACACACACAA
Molecule: messenger RNA, 2104 nt
Organism: Seriola dumerili (greater amberjack)
Lineage: Eukaryota; Metazoa; Chordata; Actinopteri; Carangiformes; Carangidae
Gene: arid3b
Product: AT-rich interaction domain 3B
Exons: 10
Coding region: 1-1830 (609 amino acids)
Biological process (GO): regulation of transcription by RNA polymerase II
Cellular component (GO): nucleus
Molecular function (GO): DNA binding
Source: RefSeq, a predicted model, not a curated record